Iphiclides podalirius (scarce swallowtail) is the source of this 336-nucleotide messenger RNA. The record is from the annotation of a GenBank genome assembly. NCBI's taxonomy places the organism in Eukaryota, Metazoa, Arthropoda, Insecta, Lepidoptera, Papilionidae.
AUGCGUUCCGACGUGCGCGCCGUAGUGCCAGAGUGGGGCGUGGCCGAAGUCGGAGCGGGGAGCGAACGGAGCGGAGCGGUGAGCGGUCAGCGAGCGGAGCGGAGCGGAGGUUCACGGGUGACUGGUGCGAAAGAGACGGCUUAUCAUCACGACGCGCGCGCGCAAAGGGGACGGCGGUCGUAUGACGGACGGUCGAGGCGCGCGCGAACGACGUCGACUGUAACUCUUCCCGAGCCGCGCACUCUCUCAUCCCCGCACCGAAAUAAACUCCCUCUCGCGUUUUAUGCUCCCCCGGUACAUUUGGACGGCACCGUCAAUGUCCCCACGCCAUCGGUG